AUGACAGUGACAGUUGACUUAACGUUGACAGUUGACAUGACAGCUGACGCGACAUAUUCUGCAAAAUUAUUGCCAACAUUUCCAAAAUAUGGGCAUGUAGGUAAGACGUACCAGCCCUUUCAAUGUAUAUCACUGCUGACCAUGAGAGAUAUAAAAUUUUUUUAUGACUCAUUUUACAAAACAUCAGAGAAAAUCACCCAGGACAAUUUUAUAUUGAAGCACUGCAGCGUUACUGAUCCCAAAAGAUCAAGAAAACGAGAACAAGAAAAAAAUAAGCCGAAAUCUAUGUCAGUGAAAUACUAUGUGAAAAGAAGAGAUGGGCUAAUGGUUAAUGUGUGCAGACAGAGUUUCAUGAACAUUCUGGGAGUGAAGAAAGACAGGAUUUUGGAUGUAGUAAAACGGUACAAGGAAAGCAAUGAAAUGCCCAAAGAACGACGUGGAGGUGAUCGGACAAAAGGUAAAAAUAACACAAAGCGAGCGGCUAUAAAAGAGUUUGUUGAAUCACUGAAGUGCAUAGAGUCUCAUUAUUGCCGAUCUAAGACAUUCAGUAGAAUUUAUUUGCCUGCAGAACUAAAUAUCAGGAAACUUUGGAGAAUGUUUAACAAUACCGUGGACAAAGAUCUUCAGGUUAAGGAGUCAUUUUUCAGAUACUUUUUCACCAGAAAAUACAAUGUUGGCUUUGAUACUCCUAAAACCGACAUGUGUUCAACAUGCCUGCAGUUUCAAGACCAAAUAAAAAUGUCAUUAGAUAUCAACACAAAGAAUCGAUUAAUGGCUCAACAGCGAGCUCACAAAAUUCGAGCAAAGUGCUUCUAUGAGCUUUUGAAAGAAGUCCAUGCUGACAAUGAGGGGACUUCUAAAGGAAAAAUAAGUCCAACUUCAGUCAAUUCCUAUGUAUGGACUGAACUAGAUCAUCAAAGGGGAUCCAAUGAAAUAGCAUCAGCAUUAUAUCAUACUCUCAGCACAUUUAAAUUUAGCGAAUCUACUAAAGUCGUUCGCCUUUAUUGUGAUGGUUGCGGUGCGCAAAAUAAAAACUCCAUCGUCAUUGGGAUGUUAUCCCAUUGGUUAUUACAGUGCAGUAACCCCCAACACAAAAUUGAAAUAUUUUUUUCGGUUGUGGGGCAUUCCUAUAUUCCACCAGAUAGGCUAUUUGGACAAAUUGAGAAGGUUAUUAAAAAGUCACCUGAAAUUACAAGUCCAGAACAAUACAUGAAAGUAAUAGAGAAGUGGGGAAGCAUCUACAUGUUGGGAGUUGAUGUUCCUGUACAGGACUGGAAGUCAAAAGUUCAGAUAGUUAUGAAACCAACAUCACAGUGGCAUUUCAAGUUGCAAGUGUCCAAACGCAUCAUAAUUUCAAAAACUGAAACCGGUUAUGCAGUAAGAGGUGAAAGUUUCUAUAAGAAUGACAUGGGCACCAACCAGUCCCUGCUGAGGAGAGGAAGAAAGUUGGACAUCAAACCAAGCACUGUAGACAUUGGAAUGCCAUUGAAAUCGGAUAAGAAGAAGAGUAUCAGUAAUUUGAUUGCAAAACAUUACGGAAGUAAUUGGCGAAAUGAUGAAGCUUUAUCAUUUUUCAAAAGUGCCUUCUAUGAACUUCCUCUCCCAUCCACUUCAACCUCACGAGAUGGUAAUGAAGCCAAUACAGAGUUGUUUUGUUUAGAAAAUACAAAUUGUAUGUUGUUUGGAAUGUGCAUUUUCUUAAUACUACUUUGUAAUAAAAUAAUCCAAAAGUUUGUUCGUGUUUUGCCGAUUCGCCUUGUUUUAGCCAAAGUUAAUACCCAAAACCCGACAAGUCACCAUGUUUUAUAUGCAAAACCCGACAAGUCCAAACUUUAA
Molecule: messenger RNA, 1836 nt
Organism: Acanthoscelides obtectus
Lineage: Eukaryota; Metazoa; Arthropoda; Insecta; Coleoptera; Chrysomelidae
Source: the annotation of a GenBank genome assembly